Echinops telfairi (small Madagascar hedgehog) is the source of this 939-nucleotide messenger RNA. RefSeq names its product olfactory receptor-like protein OLF2. Lineage: Eukaryota; Metazoa; Chordata; Mammalia; Afrosoricida; Tenrecidae. Gene Ontology annotation, cellular component: membrane. The record is from RefSeq and is a predicted model, not a curated record. Gene Ontology annotation, molecular function: G protein-coupled receptor activity; olfactory receptor activity; odorant binding. Gene Ontology annotation, biological process: G protein-coupled receptor signaling pathway; sensory perception of smell. The coding region runs from base 1 to 939 and encodes 312 amino acids. The transcript has a single exon.
AUGGCUGCUGAGAACCACACAUUGUUUACGGACUUCAUAUUCUUAGGGGUUUCUGACAGAAAAGAUGUGCAGCAGGGACUCUUUGUGCUGUUUCUCCUGGUGUAUGGCAUAACUGUGAUCGCAAAUCUAGGGAUGAUCCUACUGAUCAAGGUGGACCCUAGACUUCACACCCCCAUGUACUACUUCUUGAGCAACCUGUCCUUCUGUGAUGUGUGCUACUCCUCCACUGUCUCUCCCAAGAUGCUGGCUGACUACUUAGCUGAGCCAAAGAGGAUUCCUUAUAACAUGUGUGCCAUCCAGAUGUAUUUUUUCGGGGCAUUUGCUGAUGUGGAUUGCCUCUUGUUGGCUGUUAUGGCCUAUGACCGUUAUGUAGCUAUUUGCAAUCCACUCUUUUAUACAAUUGCCAUGUCUGGGGGGAUCUGUACCCGGCUAGUGGCUGGUGCUUACAUUGUAGGGUUGGUGGAUUCGGCAAUCCACACAUGCUGCACAUUUUGCCUUUCAUUCUGCAAGUCCAAUGUUAUCAAUCAUUUUUUCUGUGACGUCCCCCCCUUACUAGCCCUCUCUUGCUCAGAUACGUCCAUUAAUGAGAUUGUGAUGUUCACUUUUAUUGAGUCUGUUGUGGGGUGCAGCAUGGUAAUGGUCCUUCUAUCCUAUUGCUAUAUUAUAACAACCAUUCUUAAAAUGAACUCCACUGAGGGGAGACGCAAAGCCUUUUCAACAUGUGCCUCACACUUAACCGCGGUGGCUAUAUUCCAUGGUACACUCUUGUUCAUGUACUUCCGACCAAGCUCGAGCUAUUCAAUGGACACGGACAAAAUGGCUUCUGUGUUCUACACAGUUGUGAUCCCUAUGUUAAACCCACUCAUCUAUAGCCUGAGAAAUAAGGAUGUGAAAGGUGCACUCAAAAAAACAAUGAACACUAAAUUAUGUUCUGGAUAA